UUGAAUUUGUAUGAGAAAGCACAAGUAAUAUAUGUGGGUGUAAGAGUAAUAAAAUUACUGUUUUAUAACUUAUGCAGUGAUAUGGCUCCAAGUAAACAUGCCAUUUUAGCCCAAUGCAAUGGGAAGCUUAAAAGAAAACAAGAGAUUAAUGCAGAGAAAGAAGAAUGGGGGAAAUGUGGGAGCUCUAAGCUCGAAAUGAAACAUAAAAGUAGAGCCAAGGCGAAUCGGAAAGGUACAAUUUGCCGAAAAACAACGAACGGUAAGCCUAAAAGAAGUCGCGAGGUUAUCGAUAAAAAGACGGCGAAGAAGAGGAAUGCCGUCGCCGAUAACGAAACGUCCACAACUCUCAAGCUUUCCACCUUUGGACCAAGCGUGUAUGAAACGAGGGCAAACUCAAAAAUGGUUAGUACUUUAUAG
This is a messenger RNA of Folsomia candida, 417 nucleotides long. RefSeq lists its product as uncharacterized. The record is from RefSeq and is a predicted model, not a curated record. Bases 82 to 417 code for a protein of 111 amino acids. Lineage: Eukaryota; Metazoa; Arthropoda; Collembola; Entomobryomorpha; Isotomidae. The transcript has 2 exons.